CGAUUGGCACGCGCUCUGUGGAUAUUGCUUAUAGAUCUACGGAUGAACUAAGCGUAAAUUUACCCUACCUUACCUUGAGGGGCUGGUGAUCUUUCAGCGCUUACACAAUCGACCAACAUUUGAAAGCAAUUUGUAAACAAAUACAGAUCAUUGCGCGAACAUUCUAGUGUUCAUAAGACACACAGUGAAUCGCUGCUGCCUGAUGUUAAAGAUCGCGCUUGACCCAUGCAACAGCGACUGCGUGUUAAAGUUUGGCUCUGUGAAUCGGUUUGUUUUCCUGGAUGCUGGUUUUAUUUACAUGGAUUAAGGCACACUGGCUGAAACUCUGGCAUCUUACAGGAGGACUUGAAUGAGCUGAGGAUGGCGGAUAUUAGGACGUAUAAUGUGGUUAUUUUGGGAAUAGGAUUUUUGCUAAUUUUUACAGCCUUCACCACCUGCGGUAAUAUCGAACAAACAGUGGUGAAAAGCUUGAAUAGCACUAACUUCACUGGGAGUGGCUAUCACAGCCUUGGAAUAAUAUAUGGAGUUUUUUCAUUCUGCAACGUGUUAGCUCCCACUAUCGUUGCAAUAAUCGGACCGCAGUUUGCAAUGUUCAUGAGCGGAGUUCUUUAUAGUGGUUAUAUAGCUGUUUUCAUCAUUCCAUCCACAUGGUCCUUUUAUUUCACUUCGGUGAUAAUUGGCAUUGGAGCAGCCAUGCUUUGGACAGCUCAAGGGCACUUUCUAGUGGAGAACUCUGAUGCUUCCACCAUCAACAGGAACACAGGACUGUUUUGGGCUUUACUGCAGUGCAGUAUGUUGUUUGGAAAUCUAUACGUUUAUUUUGAUUGGAAAGGAAAAACUGAAAUUUCAGAUAGAGACAGAAAGGUCAUGUUUAUUGCUCUGCUGGUUAUCUCAGCACUCGGGACACUGAGUUUUCUUGCAUUGAGGAAGGUCUGUCAGCAGGAAGAGGUUCUCUCUGAAGAGGAGGGCCAGUCUCUGUUAUCAACGAGAUUGAAAUAUAAACAGAGAGCAACAUCUGCUGUGAUGGAAGCUAAAACCGAGUUUAAAACAAUUUUGGAAAUCUUCAAAACAAAAGCCAUAUUGUUAUUAAGUUUCUGCAUGGCAUACAGUGGCUUGGAGCUGUCAUUUUACAGUGGUGUUUAUGGAACCUGCAUUGGAGCUACAACACACUUUGGAGAUGCAGCAAAAGGCUUAAUCGGCAUUUCAGGCAUUGUGGUGGGAAUCGGAGAAAUAGUUGGGGGAGGAUUGUUUGGCCUUGUAUUGAAGAAUAACCGUUUCAGGCGCACUUCAGUUGUCUUUUUAGGCAUGGUUGUGCACUUUGUGGCCUUCUACUUGAUAUUCCUCAACAUACCAGAUGAUGCACCUGUGGUUUUCCAAACAAGCUCACAGCAUAAGCCAUAUCUGAUACCAAGCGUGUCGAUUGCCCUGCUGUGCAGCUUCCUGCUGGGUCUUGGGGACAGCUGUUUCAACACUCAACUCUACAGCAUUCUGGGCCGGAUGUUUGCUGAGCAGAGCGCUCCAGCCUUUGCUAUAUUCAAAUUCAUACAGUCUAUUUUUGCAGCUGUGGCGUUCUUCUACAGUGGUUAUAUUCUGCUGACCUGGCAGCUCCUCGUGAUGGUCGUCAUGGGAUUUACUGGAACGCUGUGUUUUUUCAUGGUGGAGAGGAUGCAGAAUAUGUCAGCUGACACACAGGAGUAUUAGAUUAGAGUCUUUCUCAGGACACAUUUGAGUAAAUCUGAUGUAAAAUAAUGUUGUUUGUAUAAAACACUACACGUGACUUGUGCAAAAGUGCCUUUGUUUUUGUUGGACUUUGGGACUUUAAUAUACAGGUGGGAUUACAAUGAUUAUUUUUUUUAUUUACAUUCCAUGAUAGAAAAAUAUUAGUUGGAGCUGCAUUAGAACGUUCUAUCUUUAAUGUGAUUGUUUUACGUUAAAUUUGAUAUUUCAAAUGAUAUUACAUAGGAGCACUUGGUUUGGAUAUGCUCAUGUUGUGUUGACUGACGUGACAGUCAUCUUAUACUGACUUACACCUAAUGACUUAGUUACAGCAUCAUGCAAAAGCAAAUUUGGUAUUUCGCUUGACUUAUUUAUUCCAUGAGUGAAAGUGUCAGAUUAGAGCCGGGUUAGCAAAAUAAAACUAAUAUUUAGCUGGUCAUGUGAUUUCAUGUCUGCUCCCAUGAUUGGACCUGCUCCAUGUAAAAUAUUACAGCUUUUAUUAUGCUGUAAUAUUAUUAUUACUGCACCUUGUGUAAAAUGAUGUUGGUGACAGUCAGAUGAUGGCUCAGUAAUUAAACUCUAAACUGAAAUAUAUGUACACCAUUAUACACCAUACAACUUCUACUCAUUAGUUUGGAAUCAUUAAGGUGUACCGUAUUUUUGAAAGAAGUCUCUUUUCUUAUAUAAAGAAAAAAAUGUAAUUGUCUACACAAAGUGGAGCUGUAUCAUUUCAGUUAAGAAAGCAUUUCUCUCAGGGUCCUGCUAAAUAAUUGUAGGAUUUUAUUAGGAUCUUCAACUCUAAAAGGCUAAUGGCAUGCCAGUUCACUUUCAGAUUUCUUUUCUAAAAGGAUACUCUAUAUACACUCUGUGUUCUUUAUUGUGAACCAUUUUAAAGUUGUUAAAGUCAUACCAGUUAAACUUAUUCAGAUAUUGAAAGUAUUAGACAGCCAGACAGUGAUGUCAUGAGGACUCUGUCACAAGACGGGUUUAAAUAAUGUUUACACAAAGGUCAUCUUCAUGACAAGUGUCUUGAAGACACAAGUCUUCUAGGCUAUUUAAUGUGGUCAUACAUCACAAAUCACAAAAGUGCUGUUUGUUGUAAACCAGUGUUUAUUUGAAACAACAGCUCUCCCUUUUGUAAGAUUCAAUUGCAUAUAAGGAAGCAAAAUAAUAAAUGAAGCAAACUUUACAUUACAUUUUACAUUGCAUAAAAUGCGCUUAACAUUACCUAAAUAUCUUGUUAUGCAUAAUACAUGAUGUAGUUCAUUUGUUAUGCAUUUGGUUUUAAUGUGUAAUUUCAAUUUGUACUACACCCCUGCUACACAUUAGAAUAAUUUAUGUGUCAUAUUGUAAAUAUUUGUGUUCAGAUUUAAUCCUCAUUGUGACAUUUGAUUUUUGAAUUUGUAAUUGACAAUCAAUAUGAAAUGUUCUAACCUUCUGGGUUUUAUUUUAUGCUUCAAUGCAUUUCAAUAAAGAUUUAUUAUUAUUGGUAUUAUAA
This is a messenger RNA of Carassius gibelio (silver crucian carp), 3214 nucleotides long. RefSeq names its product UNC93-like protein MFSD11. The transcript has 14 exons. Bases 361 to 1701 code for a protein of 446 amino acids. NCBI's taxonomy places the organism in Eukaryota, Metazoa, Chordata, Actinopteri, Cypriniformes, Cyprinidae. The record is from RefSeq and is a predicted model, not a curated record.